This is a messenger RNA of Portunus trituberculatus (swimming crab), 4380 nucleotides long. RefSeq names its product ADP-ribosylation factor-like protein 2 (gene Arl2). Gene Ontology annotation, biological process: protein folding. The record is from RefSeq and is a predicted model, not a curated record. The transcript has 5 exons. Gene Ontology annotation, cellular component: microtubule cytoskeleton; cytoplasm. Gene Ontology annotation, molecular function: GTP binding; GTPase activity. The coding region runs from base 369 to 935 and encodes 188 amino acids. Lineage: Eukaryota; Metazoa; Arthropoda; Malacostraca; Decapoda; Portunidae.
AGUAAAUCCAGCAACAAACGAGGUGACUAAACUCCAUCAGGGGGUGCCGUUGCAAAGGCCCCGACUCUACAUGAUCAGUCAGAUUUUGUUUACAUCUCUCGCGUGAAUUUCUUGCGCUACAAAAUAUUUAUAAAAAGAAAACGCCACAUUAACAAAAGAAGACAAAGACCUUAGGAAAACGUACUUAAGUAGAGUUUGAGACAAUACCUGUGCCUUGCAGUAUUUGUGUAGGUCAGUCAGUGAAGACCGUGUGUUUUCUUAGCAAAGCCGCUCCCUCUUGCCACCUGCUGCUCUGCGCCUUUCCAGACCACUCAGGUUUGCGUGGAAGGACAGAGGAACACAGGCAAACAAAUAGUAACUCAGGAGCAAUGGGUCUUCACAGCAUCCUCAAAAAGUUGAAACAGAAGGAACAUGAAGUCCGUCUGCUUAUGCUUGGCCUGGACAAUGCUGGGAAAACAACAGUGGUGAAGAGAUUCUGUGGCGAGGACAUCAGCACCAUCUCCCCUACAUACGGCUUCAACAUCAAGACUGUUGAGCAUAUUGUUGAUAAAUAUGAGUACAAGCUUAAUAUCUGGGACGUUGGUGGCCAGUCCUCCCUCCGGUCGUACUGGCGGAACUAUUUUGAGUGCACUGACGGCCUCAUCUGGGUGGUGGACAGUGCUGAUGUAGAUCGCAUGAGAGACUGUCAGGGGGAGCUGAGGAAACUGCUCGAGGAGGAGAGGUUAGCAGGAGCUACUCUUCUGGUAUUUGCCAAUAAACAAGAUCUCCCAGAAGCAUUAUCUUCAGAGCAGAUAAGGGAUAUUCUGGAUCUAAACAGUCUCAAGACCCACCACUGGUACAUUCUUCCUUGUAGUGCUGUCACUGGGGACAACCUAAUUACUGGAAUUGACUGGCUGGUAAGAGAUAUUGCUGCUAGAAUAUUCACUCUUGAGUAAUCUCAUUAUUGUUUUACUUCUAAAUUGUUCUAAUCCUCAUUUGUAAUUCUUGAUAAGUAAAAUUUUUGUAUUAGAAAUUAAUGUACAUAUCUUUAUAUGUUUUAUCUGCUUUUAUAUAUUGAUGUAAACUUUUCAGUCUUUCAAAAGAUCUGUGAAGGGAAAAUGGAUUAAAAAAAAUACUAUUUCUUUGUUAAUAAUCAUAUUUUUAAAAGAUAACAAGCUGGUGUAUGUUUUGUUUGUCUGUGUGUGUUAUUUUCUAUCAUGUGUUUAUCAGUGAUAAAUUAUAGAAUAUGCAGUAUGGGAAUGCUAUACUUAAAAGUCAAAUGAUGUUUUAUAGAUUAGCUAGCAUUUGAGCAUUCAGAUAGUCUGUUACAUAUGUAAAUUGAUUGUAUAUGGGUUUCCAAUGGAUGAAUAAAGUUUGAAGGAUUCAUUCUGUUCACAUUGCUUUCAAAUGACAGUGAAACAGAGGAAUGCUGACAAAGAUGAACACAAUAAAACAUGAAACAUUGGAACCUCAAUUCACAAAUGUUCCAGUACACAAAUCUGUUUAUGAGUAAUUUUUUUUAACAAUUUUGCAUCAGUUCAUGAAGAGUGUUUCAGAGUGUGACAUCAGAAACGCCAUGCAAGAUCAGACACUGGCUAUUUCCCUUGAUAAGGGUCUUUAAUAUGUGUGUAUCCAUCACCCUGUCAUAACUUGGUGAUUAUUAUACAUUACAAGUCUCUUAAGCAUCAGGCUAGAGCAUGUCAUUGAUUUCAAAGUCAGGAUUAAAAAUCUGAGAUUUUUUGCACUAGUCAAGAUAUCACAUGCUCUGUCAACCCAUCACAUUUCACCAUGUCUCAUUUUCUGGAUGCUCAAGAAAGAUCUCACCUGCUAUGGACAUGCUUGUAAGACAUGAGGUUGUCAAGAAUCCCUGGAUCACAAGCAUUGAACUCAAAAUGAGGAAAAGCAUGUGUUGUGAAACAAUCUCUGCUUUAUAUAGCUUUACAUACUCCAAUAUAUCCUUCCAGACAAUGCAUGCUUGAUGCAAAUGAAGAUUUUGUCUUUUCAUCUUGAAUAAUCUGACUGACUUUCAGGAUGGUUGGAAAGAAAAGAAAUGGCAGGUUAAAUAUGAAGGCAUGCAAUAUACUGAAGGGAGGAAGCAAUAAGAGGGAAUGAUCCAGAAAUAAGGCAUCAAGCUAUAUCUUAAGUACUAAGACACUUGCCAGUGUAUGAUAAUUAUCUGCAAAUUGCAGUAAUGUGAUGGAUACAUUCGUCUGUUACAGAUGUCUAAUGAGAGGAUUAGCCAUCCUCUGGUCUUACAACUACCAAUAUUCUGUCACGCAAUGUCCUUUUCUGCAUUCAUUCCAGAUGAUCUCAAAAAAAAUUGUAGGAAUUGUACUAAGAGAAAUUAAUGUUAUAUACUGACUGAAUAGAUCAAUAGAGUAGGGAAGUAGUGUUGAAUCUUUGCUGAGAAGAUAGUGAGAAGAAAACUUAAGGAUUAAGUAAAAGAGUAAGACCAUUUGUUCUUUAUGAAUAGUCAAGAAAAGUAUGAAAAAGUCCAUUUCAGAAAUUAUGCGAGAUGGAAAAUAGAAUAAUAAUGCCAGGAGAAGCAUGAAUGUUGGCCUUUCCAUCAUAAUCAGUUCUUAGGAAAUAGUUAUAGAGAGAAUGAAGAAGUGUAUAAUUUUGCAUAUGUUAGAUCAAAAUGUCCUGUUGAACUUUUUAUUUAUUUAUGUAAUAAUUUUUUUACUUUAGAUUGUACAUCAUGAGUAUAUGACAUUAAUGAAAUUAGUGAAUUUGUAGUUUCAUUAAUGUUCACAAACCUCUAUCACUAAUAAUGAUAAUAGAAAAAAAUAAUAGUAAUAAUGAAAAAAUAAAUGAAUGGGAUAAACCUUUUAACUCAACCUUUUCAGGUCGUUAUGCUGUAUGUUAUGAUAAUUUUGUGAAAGGAGCAAAGAUUAAGGAAAUUUUAUUAAAGUUGUGUUGUAGUUUAAUAGAUUUAUUAUGUUGUUUAAGAUUAUUAUAUUCAGUGCUAAAUGCUUUGAAUAAAGGGAGUGUGUUUUGCGGUUGACUUUAUUACAUAAGUAUGAAUAAGAGAUGGAUGCAAUGAACUCAUUACUAAUAUAACAGUGUAAUAGUGCAAUUGCCUCUAAUGGACAAGUCACGUAAAGGCCGCAUGUAUGCACAGAUUGAAUGAUGACUUUAAUUUCAGGAAUUAUACUUGUUGUGGUGACUUGGAAUUAUACUUGUUAGUGACCUAUCUGUAGGAGUGUUAUAGCAACUUCGGAGUGUAGAUAAUUAGCUGGUGUGAGGGUACUACUUCUUUGAUGGUGUUACUUAAUGAGACAUGUACAGAGGGUGGUUAAACCUAAUAGCUUCACAUGUUAGUGGGCAGGUCAAAUGACUCAUUGUUCAAUGUUACAUGGAAGGAAUUAAGGUCAUGGGGUGUAGCUCCAAGGCUCCUCAGAUAACGUAAAAUGCACAGCCAUGCUGAGCAUCCACUAUCUCAUCUUUUAUCAUUCCCAUCCAUCCAUCCAGUUGCCUUAUCAGCAAUGUUUCCUAAGCAGUUAUAGCAUCUCUUCUCUCACCGGUAAUCUAUUUGCUCUUCUUAUAACUACCACCAAGAUUUGUAUCUAAUCUAUUGCAACGGUAAAUUAUGAAGUGCUUUGAGUUAUCCUGUUGCUACCCUUCUGUGUUGAGGUGCUUGAGGCAACUAUCAAGUGACAGGAUAUCUCAGCUGCCAAGGUCAGGUAGAAGUGGUUACAGGUCACCCAGAAACAGGCCCUAAAAAGAAAAGUGUCAGGUACUCCUUUUUUUUGUGUGUGUGGGACAAUGUAUUAUUUCCUUACCUGGGACGGGGUGAAAUGGUAAUCUUUUUUCUUGAUAAAGAAACUGUAAAAGAAAAUUGCCUAUUUUCUCAGCAUCUCAUUUAAAGUUGGAAGUAAGUACCACUAACUCAUCAGUUUGUGAUUAUAGGAUCUCAUGUUUAAUCGUAUUGUAGUAACACUAUUCCUUCAGUAUUGAUUGUGUUUUUGUGUUUAACACAUUGCCUGUCUAAUAGUGAAGAUUCGCAUCUACUGAAGUGUUACAUAUGAACACACAAUUUUGCUGAAUGAAUGUUGUGUAGAGUGAAUGCAGAAUUACCUCUAACUUAAAGAUAUCUAGUGAUAAUGGUGAACAGAAUAAGAAAACUAAUUAGAAAUAACCAUUGAAAGAAUAAGAUGUUUAUACAAUCUGCCAAACUUUUGUUCCAUAAAACAAUAAGUGUUGAUUUUACUUGCAAGAGCUCUUGCUUUGCUUGUAGAAAAAAAUAAUAUAAGAUAUGUUAGGUGUUUGAUACAGGAUUUAGUGUUCAUUUUAUUUAUUUAUUUUCUUUAUAAGCUAUAUGGUAAAUUACAUUUGGACAAUGUAGGUGACCAUGUAAUGCAAGCUUUUUGAAGAUUGCUCACAAUAAAACUUCUAUAUCUU